Molecule: messenger RNA, 426 nt
Organism: Lactuca saligna
Lineage: Eukaryota; Viridiplantae; Streptophyta; Magnoliopsida; Asterales; Asteraceae
Source: the annotation of a GenBank genome assembly
AUGCGAUGCACUUUUGGGUGUGACGCGAGAGAAGAGGUUGGUAGACUGAAAAAUUCAGAGAAAACAAUAAAAUUGUUAUCCUCUUCUGGGUCAAAAGAAGCAAUGCAGAAUACAUUGGUGGGGGAGGUUGAAAAUUUCCAAGCCCUCAUGAAUGUGAAAGCCUUCCAGGAAGUCGAGGGAUGCCCAUCGAUCCAGUUAAGGUAUUUGGGGGGUUUAAAAAUGAUUCUUGAUUUCGAGGGUAUAAAGGAAAAAGAAGAAUUUUUAAACAAUGGAAGAGAGAUUUGGCUGCCAUGGUUCAAAAAAGUCUCAGACUGGGAUCCAGAAUGCAAUUUCAACGAAAUAAUUGCCUCUAUAAUUAUCCACGGUGUGCCACAGCAUGCAUGGUGUGAGGAAGCUUUCUCCAUUAUCGCAAAGACGUGGGGCUAG